UUGGUAAGCUCAGUGCGCAGUCGCGGGCGCCGCGUACAGUCAUCAACUCAAAUAGGUCAUAUAAACUAGCGUUUAAGUAGUUUAGUAAUAGUCGUUUAGGAAUUAGUGACAUUUGACACAAUAUGGCGUACAGGUCAAGCGUAGGAGUCGUCGUGCUGGCGUUCUUAGUCGUACUGGCAUCGUCAGCAGUGCCAAAGAACCCGCGCAAGAAGCCCGCCAACCCGCCGGCGCGUGCGCAGGCCGAGGCGGACCGCGACGCGGAGAUCACCAACUCCUGCCCUGACGAUGGAUUUUUCGCUGAUGCUGAGCAGUGCGACAAGUAUUACGAGUGCAGAAACGGCGAGAUAAUUGAGAAGCUGUGCCCAGACGGCAUGGUGUUCAAUGACUACAGUGCUGAUCAAGAGAAGUGCGACCUGCCCUUCAACCUGGAUUGCUCGCAGAGGCCUAAGCUCCAGCCCCCUAUCCCCGGCCUGCAUUGCCAACGUCAAAACGGCUACUUCUCCCACGAGGACCCGAAGGAAUGCGGCAAGUUCUACUUCUGUGUGGAUGGCAAGUUCAAUAUGAUCACCUGUCCUGACGGACUCGUGUACAACGACAAAACCGGCAUCUGCACCUGGCCUGAUGAGGCCAAGAAGAAGGGCUGUGGCGCUGAAGAGGUGUUCAAGUUCGACUGCCCACCUGUGAACGAGACCUUCGGCUUGACUCACCCUCGGUACGCUGACCCUGAGGACUGCCAGUUCUUCUACGUGUGCAUCAACGGCAAUACUCCUCGCCGCUCCGGCUGCAAGCUCGGCCAGGCCUUCGAUGAUGUGCACAAGAAGUGCGAGUGGGCGCGGAAGGUGCCCGAGUGCGCUGACUGGUACAAAGGUCAGCUGACAGAUGCUGAGUUGGAUGCCCUUGAGAACCCUCCCACACCGAAGCCCAAGCCGGCGGGGUCUCAGCCCUCGCGCCGCAAGCCGCAGCGCCCCGGCAAGGGGAAAUCAGCCCCGGCGCCCGAGCCAGAAGAAUAGUAAUAGCUAUGUUUUAGGAUAAUAAAUGUUGGUUAAGUACC
Messenger RNA from Pectinophora gossypiella (pink bollworm), 1051 nucleotides. Its product is annotated as protein obstructor-E-like. NCBI's taxonomy places the organism in Eukaryota, Metazoa, Arthropoda, Insecta, Lepidoptera, Gelechiidae. The coding region runs from base 123 to 1010 and encodes 295 amino acids. The transcript is spliced from 6 exons. The record is from RefSeq and is a predicted model, not a curated record. Gene Ontology annotation, cellular component: extracellular region. Gene Ontology annotation, molecular function: chitin binding.